This is a messenger RNA of Zychaea mexicana, 924 nucleotides long. RefSeq names its product Alpha/beta knot methyltransferase. Lineage: Eukaryota; Fungi; Mucoromycota; Mucoromycetes; Mucorales; Lichtheimiaceae. The coding region runs from base 1 to 924 and encodes 307 amino acids. The record is from RefSeq and is a predicted model, not a curated record. Gene Ontology annotation, biological process: rRNA methylation. The transcript has 5 exons. Gene Ontology annotation, molecular function: RNA methyltransferase activity; RNA binding.
AUGAGUCGAUCACUCCUGUCUCGAUGCAACCUUCGGUCUAUAAGCACAUCAGCUUGCCGGAAUGAAUAUGUGUAUGGCCUGUCAAGUGUUCAAGCUGCGUUACAUGCUCGAAAGCGCGUCCAUUUGGAUAAACUCUACAUUCAAAAAACGAUCGAUCGGUAUAUACAUUUAAUUUUUUUUUUUCGUGUAUUCUAUGGUGCGUCUCGCAAGACUAAACAAAAGACAAGCACACGUGUAUCUCCCAUCUUGGAUGCCUGCCAGCAGCAGAACAUACCAAUUUCCCAGGUAGAUAAAGGUGAACUGAACAAUAUGUCAGCCAACAAACCGCAUCAGGGUGUUGUGCUUGAUGGCUCUCCACGGAUACCGAUCACUCUUCAGGGCAUGUCCAAAGUGGAUAAUGGAGAGUAUUAUGGUGUGACCCAAAAGCCAGUGUCAUUCAAGACUGCUUCGGAUCGACCCCCUGUGUGGGUCGUUCUGGAUGAAGUUCAGGAUCCUCAGAAUCUCGGCUCUAUCUUAAGGACAGCGUACUAUUUAGGAGUGGAUGGCGUGCUACUAUGUAGCAAGAACAGUGCUUCCUUGACACCGGCCGUUUCCAAAGUGAGCGCUGGUGCCAUGGAAUUGAUGGAUGUGUACGCAACACGGAACCUUGUCAAGUUUCUUCAGGCUUCGUCUGAGGAAGGCUGGCAUAUUGUUGGAGCUGCAGCUAUGGAAACGUCGGCAGACUACUUGCACAGCAGCAAAGUUGUUGACAAGCCGACAAUGCUGGUACUGGGCAAUGAAGGUGUAGGACUGAGAUAUAAUGUGAAGCGAUGCUGCAACCAGUUCAUCAGCAUACCAUCUGUGGGUGAUACCAAGAGUGAUCUGGUUGAUAGUUUAAACGUUGGUGUUGCUGCUGGUAUAUUGAUAUCCCGACUUUGUCUGUAA